Molecule: messenger RNA, 1530 nt
Organism: Entamoeba nuttalli P19
Lineage: Eukaryota; Evosea; Mastigamoebida; Endamoebidae
Exons: 1
Coding region: 1-1530 (509 amino acids)
Source: RefSeq, a predicted model, not a curated record
AUGGUGACAACAUUAAAAUCCAUCAUUCAUUCUAUUUUGUUUUACAUUUACAUUCAAUGCACAAAUGCUUUUGUUGAAUCUAUUAACACUCCUUGUAUUACUCAAGUUGAAGCAAUAUCAGAUAGUAUGCUUUUAAGUAAAAGUAUGGAAAAAUUUUCUACUCAUGUCACUAAGGAAUAUUGUUACAGUGAAUUGCCUAAUAGAAAAAGUGAAAUAUAUGGGAUUAAUAUUUCUGAUGAUUGUUAUGUUUAUUCAAAACAAAGAUAUAUUCAUUUAUAUAAUCAUACAAUUUCUAGGUGUGGUCAAUGUAUUGAAAUUAUUGGUCCAUCAUUGAUGCCUUAUAAAUGUAUGAUUUCUGGAUGGUUUACAUACAAUGGAUCUGAUAUUAAUGAUAAUAUAUUAAAUAAUAUUAUUCUUGUAAAUGAUAUUGUUGCAAAGAAAUUAGUUUCAGAAAAAGAAGAGUCAGGGUUUCAAAUAGCUAUGUCUUAUUCUUCUUGUAAUUAUGUAGUAUUACCAUCGUUAAUUGUUAUUCGUUCUAAUUCAACAACUUUAACAAUAUUAGUGUAUAAUACAAAUGAACGUCUUUACUCAAUUAGUAAUGGAGUGUGGAGUAAUGUCAUUGAUAAAGAUGGUUAUUUUUAUAUCGACCCUCCUAUCAAUGGGUUUUACGAAAGGUUGGUUGUAAGUUCAAUAGAAAGGAGAACAAUUGUUUUCAAUAAAAUUACUUCACAAACGGGAAAGGUUUAUCAUCCAAUUUCACAAUUUAGUAAAGUAAAAGAAAAUAAAAAUUGUUGUUUUAUUCCUUCUAAAAUAAUUUUUAGUAAUACCAUUAAUUAUUCAGCAUUAAAUGCUGGCUUUAAAUAUUUAGUUAGUUCAUUUACAAUCAUAAAAAAUCUUUUUAUUAACGAUAAAAUUGAAGCUACCCAAGGUGUAGUUAGUACCCAAUCUAUUUCAUUACUUCUUAACGGAAAAAGAAAUGGGAUUAUUAUUCAAUACCCUACAUCUAUUCAAGUCACAAAACAUUUUAAAGAAACAGUUAUUCAGAUAAAUUCAUCAUCAUUGGUUGUUAAAGAGAUAUACCUUGCACAACUUAAUUUAGUUUCACAAAAUGACUCAAGUAAUGUUCAUAUCUUACUUGAUUUAAAUGAAAAUUGUAAAUUCUUCAUAGAAAAAGCAUUUUCUAAUCAAUACAAUCUUAGGAUCGGACUCAACCAAACAAUUAAAGGAUUUUUUAAUUCAUUAAUAAUUGACUUCGAAACUAACGAUUCUUCUAUUCAAAUAACUUCCGCUGAAAGCAUUGAAAGAAAUGAAAAAUCAAUGGUAGGAUGUACUAUAGAUUCUUUCGAUUGUAAUUAUACUGAAUGUUCUGUAUCAAAUGAUAGAGAUUGUUAUCAAUAUUGUGGAAGUUGUAUGCCUGGGUUUCAUUGCACUUCUUCUGGAUUUUGCGAAAUAUCUACCUCUAUUCCUUCAUCAUCUUUCUCAUAUGUUCAUUUCUUGGUUUUAUUUCUAAUUUUAUUCGUAUUUAUUUAA